AUGCAUUCCAGCGAUGUUACUUUUGACCCGUCCAACAUGUACUCGAACAAUCCUGCGGAGAGGAUGAGGAUUAUCAACUUGGUCAUUAGCCAAGCGCCUGCACGGGCUGCGAGUGCCAGUGUGGUGAACGGCUGGCACACCAGCAGAAGCGACAGACGGCAGCACUGUACUGUUGAUUACUACGACGCCGCUGGUAGCCGGAUCAGCCGAAAUCACAUUGUCUGA
Molecule: messenger RNA, 225 nt
Organism: Uncinocarpus reesii 1704
Lineage: Eukaryota; Fungi; Ascomycota; Eurotiomycetes; Onygenales; Onygenaceae
Exons: 2
Coding region: 1-225 (74 amino acids)
Source: RefSeq, a predicted model, not a curated record